CUCGUAUUUUCCCCGUUAAGAUUCAAGGGUGUUUCCAUUUCUUGGUCUUUUUCUCAGUCUUUGUACUCCGAUCCUCAGCCCCUUCUCUGUUUCUGCCAAACCCCUGUUACUGUUUGACUCUGUUUAGACGCUGGAAAAUCCUCUGUUUUCAGCUUUUUCUUUGUUUUUUUCUCUAGACUUUUAAUUCGUUGAAUCCUUUUCCCUGGAAAUUUGUUGAUAACUUUAUUUAUUAAGAACUAUUCGAUCUUUGAGAAUGCAAAACACUGACGGCAGAAGCUUUCCUGAGCUUGUAUCAGAGCUAGAAACCUUAGUGGAAGAAGUAGCCUCACUGGCAAAAGAAUCAGAAAAUGGGCUAUUCUUUGAAUUCUCACUUCUUCUCAAUAAACUUGUCCCAAUUUUGAGUGAUAUAAGGGAUAACAAAGAUGUCAUGGACACGGUUACUAUCCGAAAAGCAAUAGAAUCGCUCGAGAAAGAGCUUAGACGUGCUAAGACUUUGAUCGAAAGCCCUGAUUCGAAACAAGCAAAUAUAUGGAUUGAAGAUGUGAUACAGGAUAUUGGGAGAUCCGUAGGCCUUAUGCUCUUUGCUAGUAUUGAUCUUCAUUUGGAUAUGAAAGAGAAAAUUGGUGCAUUGCAUAAGGAAUUCAUGAAUGUGAGGUUUGAUGCAAGCUUAAGCCCAAGUUCUAGUCCAAGUCAUGAAUCCGAGUUUGUUAGUGCUACAGCAUCAGAGAGAGAAAUUGAGGAAGAAAGAAUAGAAAUUGAGGAGGAAGGAACCAAUCUUACUAUCAAUGAUGUUGUCUUGCAUCUGAAGUAUGGUAAUGAUGAAGAAUUCAACUUUGCGCUCUUCAGCUUCAACGAGUCUGUUAGGCAAGGAUUGAUUACAAAUGAAUGGAUAAAUGAAGAAGGCAUUAUUCUCAUUCUAGUUAAUAGGUUGGGAUCAUGUAAACCAAACAACCGUUUGAUCAUCCUUCAGAUACUGAGAAAACUUGCUUUAGAAAAUGCCGAAAACAAGGAGAAGAUGGCAGAUGCUGCAUCUUUAUCAGCAUUGGUGAAAUCUUUGACGCGAGAUGUGGAAGAGAGGAGGGAAGCCGUGGGGCUGUUGCUUGAUCUGUCAGAUCUUCCUGCAGUUUGGAGACGGCUUGGCAGAAUUCAAGGUUGCAUUGUUAUGUUAGUUACCAUGCUUAACGGCGAUGAUCAGAUUGCUUCGGAAAAUGCAGGGAAGUUGUUAAAUGCAUUGUCAAGCAAUACACAAAAUGCGCUGCAUAUGGCAGAGGCUGGUUACUUCAAGCCACUAGUGCACUACUUGAAGGAAGGCUCUGACAUGAGUAAGAUCCUCAUGGCAACUGCAAUAUCAAGAAUGGAGUUGACAGAUCAAAGUAGAACUUCCCUUGGAGAAGAUGGAGCAGUUGAACCUCUUGUUAAGAUGUUUAAUGCUGGAAAGCUUGAAGCCAAGUUAUCUGCUUUAAAUGCAUUGCAAAAUUUGUCAAUUUUGCCGGAAAAUAUACAACGGUUGAUCAGUUCCGGCAUUGUAGUUUCUCUACUUCAACUCCUUUUCUCUGUCACAUCUGUGCUCAUGACUCUUAGGGAGCCAGCUUCAGCAAUUCUUGCAAGAAUUGCUCAGUCGGAAUCUAUUCUUGUUAAUCAAGAUGUAGCACAGCAAAUGCUCUCCCUUUUAAAUCUCUCAAGUCCUGUAAUUCAGUAUCACCUCCUACAAGCACUGAAUAGCAUUGCUGGCCAUUCUAGUGCAUCCAAAGUUAGAAGAAAAAUGAAGGAAAAUGGUGCAAUUCAGCUCCUUCUACCCUUUCUAACCGAAAGUAACGCGAAAAUCAGGACUGGAGCAUUGAAUUUACUCUACACUCUUUCGAAAUAUUUACCUGAAGAAUUGACAGAACAGCUAGGAGAAAGCCACCUGAACAUCAUUGUCAACAUUAUCUCAUCAACCUCAUUGGAGAGUGAUCAAGCUGCUGCAGUUGGCAUACUGAGCAACAUACCAAUUAGCAAUAACAAAGUGACAGAGGUUCUUAAAAAGGCAAAUCUGCUGCCAAUUUUGAUAUCUACAAUGACUUCGAGUCCUUCAACCUUGACAUCCACAUGGCAUUGGUUAGCAGAAGGUGUUGCAGGUAUAUUAAUUCGAUUUACGAUUCCUUCUGAUAAAAGACUACAGCUUCUUGCAGCACAGAAUGAGGUGAUUCCUUUGCUUGUGAAGUUGCUUUCUAGUGGAUCAUUGGUUGCUAAAUGCCGAGCUGCUACCUCACUAGCUCAGCUAUCACAGAACUCACUAUCUCUCCGAAAGUCGAAAAAAUCAAGCUGGUUCUGUGUCCCCCCUUCUACUACUGCAUUUUGUGAAGUCCAUGAUGGCUAUUGCUUUGUUAAGAACACAUUUUGUUUGGUAAAGGCAGGUGCAAUUCCUUCACUAAUCCAAAUAUUGGAAGGCAAAGACAGGGAAGCAGAUGAAGCUGUUCUAAAUGCGAUUGCAACACUAUUGCAGGAUGAAAUUUGGGAAAGUGGAAGCAAUUUCAUUGCCAAAAAAUCAGGUGUUGGAGCAAUUAUAAAAAUCCUGGAAUCAACAACUGUGAAGGCUCAGGAAAAAGCACUGUGGAUAUUGGAAAGGAUUUUCAAAGUUGAGGAGCAUAGAGUAAAGUAUGGGGAAUCUGCUCAGGUGGUGCUCAUUGAUCUAGCUCAGAAUGGUGACCCCAGAUUAAAAUCAUCAACAGCAAAAUUAUUGGCACAGCUUGAACUCUUACAAGAACAAUCUAGUUACUUUUGAGAGUGCAAUUUCUACUAUAUCAACUACUGUUUUCUGCAUGUCAAUUUCUAUACUUUGUUUUCUUUGUUUAUACUUAUUUUGCGUAUCCUAUAAGUGUUGUUUGGUCAUUUUAGGAUGAAUCAUAAGAAAACAAACAUUCCUGUUGUAAGUAAAAUAAUAGCACUCGAGCAUUUAGCUUAAUAGUAAAUAUGUGAUAAUAUUCCUCUGAUCAAAUAAUUGAGAUUAAAUUUUUUUUCCUCCAAUUAAUAAUAAUA
Durio zibethinus is the source of this 3018-nucleotide messenger RNA. RefSeq names its product U-box domain-containing protein 44-like. The record is from RefSeq and is a predicted model, not a curated record. Gene Ontology annotation, molecular function: protein binding. NCBI's taxonomy places the organism in Eukaryota, Viridiplantae, Streptophyta, Magnoliopsida, Malvales, Malvaceae.